Gracilinanus agilis (Agile Gracile Mouse Opossum) is the source of this 662-nucleotide messenger RNA. RefSeq names its product ankyrin repeat domain-containing protein 54-like. Gene Ontology annotation, biological process: regulation of protein kinase activity; regulation of intracellular signal transduction. The transcript has a single exon. Gene Ontology annotation, cellular component: cytoplasm; nucleus. NCBI's taxonomy places the organism in Eukaryota, Metazoa, Chordata, Mammalia, Didelphimorphia, Didelphidae. The annotation marks the transcript as partial. The record is from RefSeq and is a predicted model, not a curated record. Gene Ontology annotation, molecular function: protein binding; protein kinase regulator activity.
CUGCGGCCCGGCCGCCUGCGCCUCGCGGCGCGGCCGCACCGCCGCCUGGGGCCCACCGGGAAGGAGGUGCAUGAUAUGAAGAGGCUGCGCGAGGCCGCCAAUACCAAUGACAUAGACACGGCCCAGCAGCUGCUAGAUGACGGGGUGGAUCCGCGCGCCAUAGAUGACAAAGGCCGCACCGCCCUCCACUUCGCGGCCUGCAGCGGCAGCGACCAGAUCGUGCAGCUGCUGCUCGACCACGGGGCCGACCCGGACCACCGGGACGGGCUGGGCAACACGGCCCUGCACCUGGCCGCCUGCACCAAUCACGUGCCCGUCAUCACCACGCUCCUGCGCAGGGGGGCGCGCGUAGACGUCCUGGAUCGCGCCGGCAGGACCCCCCUGCACCUGGCCAAGUCCAAGCUGAACAUCCUGCAGGAGGGGCACCCCCAGUGCCUGGAAGCCGUCCGGAUGGAGGUGAAGCAGAUCAUCCAGAUGCUCAAGGAGUACCUGGAGCGCCUGGGCCAGCACGAGCAGCGCCUCCGGCUGGAUGACCUCUGCAACCGGCUCCAGAUGACCAGCACCAAAGAGCAGGUAGAUGAGGUGACAGACCUCCUGGCUGGCUUCACCUCCCUCAGACUGCAGAUGCAGAAGCUGGGGAAGCGGUGACUGCCAGCCCAGGC